Panicum virgatum (switchgrass) is the source of this 2884-nucleotide messenger RNA. RefSeq names its product protein SENSITIVE TO UV 2-like. The transcript is spliced from 13 exons. The record is from RefSeq and is a predicted model, not a curated record. Gene Ontology annotation, biological process: DNA damage response. The coding region runs from base 133 to 2568 and encodes 811 amino acids. NCBI's taxonomy places the organism in Eukaryota, Viridiplantae, Streptophyta, Magnoliopsida, Poales, Poaceae.
CCCACCCAGCAGCUCGCCACACCACUUGCCUUUCCUCGUACUACGGCUACGCGCACUGCCGCCGCCGCCGCCGCCGCCGCCUCCAACUCCAACUGCGGCGCCGGGGAGAGGAGCGGGAGGGGGAGCGCGGGGAUGGGCCUCGUCGCCGAAGAAGACUGGCAUGACAUGGACUUAGUCGAAGAGUUAAUUCGCGCCGCGGACAACGCCAUCGCCUCCAGCAACCCUAACCCCACUCCCACGCCCAUCCCCGUCUCGCACCACGCCACGGCUUCCGCCUACACCUCCACCUCAGUUUCGUAUCCCCGCGCCGCUUCCGCUCCGGUCUCAGACCUCCCCGCCGCGUCGUCCUCCUCCCCGGCGGUCCGCUUCUCCCCUCCGCCGGAGCUCACCCAGCGCCCGCCGCUCCCCCAGCCGUCCGCCGCGUCCAGCGAUGGGGAGGCAAUGGCUAUUGUCGGACGUGAGUUCUCCCCUCCGCGCGAUCUCUCCCACCGCCCGCCGCUCCCCCAGCCGUCCGCCGCGUCCCGCGAUGGGGAGGCAAUGGCUAUUGUCGGACGCGAGUUCUCCCCUCCGCGCGAUCUCUCCCAGCGCCCGGCGGCCGAGGAGAGCGACCUCUCCAUCGUCGCGCCGUCGGGCCCCGCGGAUGGCCGCGUGGGCACGAAGAGGGAGAGGGAAACGAGGGAGCUCGAGAGGCUCAAGAGGGAGCUGAGCCGUGUCUCCAAGCAAGUUAAUGAUUUGAAAAAUGAAUGCACCCAGCUGAGAAAGGACAGAACAAAGAAAGAUUUUCAAAACAAGGCUAAAGAAGUGGAGAUUCAAAAUCUGAAAAAAGCAUAUGUCAGCUUUGCCAACAAAGAUGUUUCCGGUGCGGGGAUGGAUAUUGAUCAGCCCUUUCAUGCCCCGCCAAAUGGGGGUUUGCAAGCUGGUGGUUCUUCUUGGCCAUCCACCAGGCAAACAAACAAGACAAAUGGCAAAGAUAAUGAUGCCAAUUCCUUGCAAGUUGAUCUGUAUUUGAAGCACGGGGAUCAAACUUAUUUACCUGAGGCCAUGGAACUGAGGCGACGCACCAUGAUUGAUAAUGGAAUAAGUACAUCUGGAGUGUUACUGGAGGAAAAUACCCAUUGUGAACCAAGAAGCAUUAUGUGCAAGGAAAUUAAGGAUAUAGGAGUCCAGACAGAUAGUACAUCUGACAGUGGACAUCUUGAGUGCAAGAAAAUAUCGGUUGAGCGUAUCUCUAGCAAUCUACGUGCAAUCUGGGGCAUGGCAAGUAACAGUUUAUCAAGGAGGAAUCUGAUAUCAAAGAUCAUUGUUUCUUGUUCAGAAGAAAUUUUGUCACUUCUCCAAUGUACCAGAUUGACAGACAACUGUCAAACUUCUUCUGAAGCAAGCUCAUCCAUGAAUGAAGCUAUUUCCCAAGUAUAUGACAUGUUUGUUAAGAUGAAUAAUGAGAAUAUACCAAUACAGACUUUCCUUGAAGGAUUGCUAAAUCUCUGUACUUUUGAUAAUGCUGCUAUAGUCAGCAGAACUUUGAGGAUAAUGCUCAGUAUAUUGCAACACUUGCUGAAUUAUGGAACCAAGUCUAGUGAAAGGACCAAUGUUUCUGUUGAACCAUAUGUUAACAUACACAUGGAGGACAAUCACAAAGACAGUUCUGGUUUGCUGAGCCCUCUGGAUGCAGAAAGUCUAUUGAGACAGCAUAAUAUGUCUCUACCUUUUGUGUUCUGGAGUUCAGUCUUCACUGUAAUGCUUCAAAUUGUGGUCAAGUACUCAGAAGAAACAAUUCGAACUGAUGCAUUAUCCGUAAUGAUUCUCAUUUUAAGAACAACAGAUCCCAAAGAGGAACGCCACAGAUUCGGAUUUACUUCUAUAAUGACAAGAUUGCAUCUGUUAUUGCAGAAAGAAAAUGUAUUGCUUGUAAAGAAGCAUUCUGUGCGUCUACUUUUCUUGCUUUUGAAUUGCCCAGUGAUGUUGAAGUUACUGUGUAGUGGAGGCAAAGAUGGUUCUGAACAGUUGGAGUCAGAAGGGUGUGAAAAUGAUAGAUCACAAGUCAUAAGCUCAGUUCUAGUGGAUUUGUCUGAGUGUUUGUCUUGUGAGGCAACUUGUUCUCUGGAAAUUGAGCUUUGCCGGCUUGUUAUCGUUCUGUUAGCGUAUAUAGCUUCCAGCGGCAAAUUGGGAUAUGAAGUGCUUUUAGGUCCAGUGAGUGCCCGUGGUGCCAGUUUUUUGGAGCUGAUAAUGCAAGUCCUUGCAUCUCAAAUGCAAUAUGAAACACAGGAGUUACUCAAAGAAAGGUGUCUGCUGAUGAGAGAGGCUCUUAUCCUUCUGAAUCGGCUGGCAUCCCAUGCAAACUUUUCAAAACCAACUUUGGAGGUGCUAACGAGCAGUAAGCUUUGUGCAACCUUGACAAUCGAUGUCGCGAACCGGUUACCCCAGACCCGGAUGGCAAAUGACCUCGCUGAGCUGGCCCAGAAGUUCAGGUCGCGAGUGUAUGCUUUCCUGGAGGAGAAACCCUUGCAAUUGAUGGUCCCAAUCCAGGAGCAACGAUAUUCACCAGUUGACUGCUCCACCCCCAGGUAGCGGGGAGAUAGUAACACGGAAAGCAAGGUGUCUGGGGUUUAUUGCUAGCUGGUCGAGAAGUUUAGUUUUUUUUUCUUUCUUUUGUUACUAACCCUAGUAUCUUUUUCUGUGUUGGGUUGAGUUGGAUUUGCUUGGCUGGGGUGAGUAGAUAGCUUUUGCCUGGUGGUGCACAGAGGAGGCAGCUUCCUCGCCAUUUUGGGGGGAGAAAAAUGUAAUAGAACUACGGCACGGCAAAUGCCCACGGAAAUGUAUAUCAGAUCCGUUCUGGACAUCAUACGUCAUUGGCCAUUGCAGCAUUAACGAAAUUUUCAACGUU